AUGUUGAACGAAAGUCUUACAAACCCAUUGUUCGGAAAAGGCAAGUGCAACAUUGUCAGAGCUGUAAACAUUCUUUUCGAGAAAGGUUUGUUGGAACCAAUUCCAGAUGACAAGCUGACAGAAACUUUUGUACCAAAAGACGAAACAAACUUUUCACUGUUAGCAAGACCAAAAGUUGUUCCAGACAAAGUUCUAGUACAAAAGAAGUACACAAUUCCACAAGGAGUUGGAUUGUUCGGAUACCAACCUGAACCAGAAGAACUUCCAAUGAGGUUGCAAGAACUUCAAGAUGCUAUAAACAAACUUCCAUUGAGACAUCCAAUUGAC
This is a messenger RNA of Trichomonas vaginalis G3, 327 nucleotides long. RefSeq lists its product as uncharacterized. The annotation marks the transcript as partial. NCBI's taxonomy places the organism in Eukaryota, Parabasalia, Trichomonadida, Trichomonadidae. The transcript has a single exon. The record is from RefSeq and is a predicted model, not a curated record.